AUGGCUUACCACCAAUCCCAUCUUCGUAGUGCAAUAGCAGGGAGGCGGCACUUGGGUGAUGCAUCGAUCGGGGCUAAGAUUGGCUUGUCGUCAAGGAGGAGUAGUCGAGUAGUGCUGGAAGGGAAGGAAUUGUUCCCCUAUAGCCCCUUCGAUUACGCCAUCCAGGAGGUCGAUUCCCAAGGGUAUGCUCGGGCCGUACCCUCGAGUGUGCGGAAGGUCAUGGCGAUGAGUCGGAGGAAGAAGGCGGCUUUGAAGGGAAUUGACCAUAAAAGGGAGCCCUCCAGUGUUAUUGAUAAUAAGAAAACGUCAUUCGUGUCCUUCACCCUGUGCAAAGUCGACAUGUCCACGCUCACAGCGAUCGCGAACAUCUCCAGCGCUACCGGAAUACCUGUCCAAGAAUUCAUAUUCACCGAUAAAACGGAUUCAUACGCUCUCACAGGCCAACGUAUUUGUGUGCGUUCGGAGUACCUCGCGAGUUUAAGGGAAUUCGAAGCCCAACAAAAUUUCCUCGACGGCUUCGGUAUCACUGAGUGUUCCUAUAUGGAGGAAGACAUCUCGCCUUAUGCUCCUCAUGUUGGUAAUUUGUACCGUUUACGAUUCCCAAUGAACUCUCAUCUAGUAGGAGAUGCGCUCCUCGUGAAGGACUUCCCUCGGGCGAUGCGACUCUUAAUAGAAUACUUUAGGGAGACAACAACGUCGGAAGUGCUGAAGGAGGCCGCUGAGGAGUAA
Molecule: messenger RNA, 729 nt
Organism: Perkinsus marinus ATCC 50983
Lineage: Eukaryota; Perkinsozoa; Perkinsida; Perkinsidae
Exons: 6
Coding region: 1-729 (242 amino acids)
Biological process (GO): pseudouridine synthesis
Molecular function (GO): RNA binding; pseudouridine synthase activity
Source: RefSeq, a predicted model, not a curated record